Raphanus sativus (radish) is the source of this 3564-nucleotide messenger RNA. RefSeq names its product nuclear pore complex protein NUP98B. Gene Ontology annotation, cellular component: nuclear pore cytoplasmic filaments; nuclear pore. Gene Ontology annotation, molecular function: structural constituent of nuclear pore. The record is from RefSeq and is a predicted model, not a curated record. NCBI's taxonomy places the organism in Eukaryota, Viridiplantae, Streptophyta, Magnoliopsida, Brassicales, Brassicaceae. Gene Ontology annotation, biological process: protein import into nucleus; RNA export from nucleus; post-transcriptional tethering of RNA polymerase II gene DNA at nuclear periphery.
UAACGCGAGAGGAAACAAAACCGGUUAACAAAAUCACGAAGGCGUCGGAAAGACGCUGGUGGGCGUACACUUGACGCACUUGAGAACGACGCAACCUCCCUCCCACUUUCUAUAUAACUCUAAACUUUUACCUUCCUUCCGCCUCCUACAACAUUAAUCCCAAUUUUUAGGCCUUCGUGUUCCGCCGAGUUCUGAUUCCUCAGGCUAAAAGAAACAGUCUCUUUCGACUAAUACAGGAGUUGUGAACAUAUAGAAGAAAGAUGUUUGGUGCAUCUAAUCCCUUUGGACAGGGAUCUAACAGCAUCAGUCCUUUUGGGACCCAGACUCAAUCUGUGUUUGGUCAGAACAACAGCGCUACUAGUAAUAAUCUCUUUGCUCCGAAACCUUUUGGUGCACAGAGUGGUGGUUCUAUGUUUGGGGGCACUUCAACCGGUGUGUUUGGGCAGAAUCAAGCUUCUAGUCCUUUUGGCGCGCAGACUGGUGGUUCUAUGUUUGGAGGCACUUCAACAGGUGUGUUUGGGCAGGCUCAAGCUUCUAGUCCUUUUGGCGCGCAGACUGGUGGUUCUAUGUUUGGAGGCACUUCGACCGGUGUGUUUGGGCAGACUCAAGCUUCUUCCCCUUUUGGUGCUUCAUCACAAGGGUUUGGGAGCUCUACUCCGAGCUUUGGAGCACCUUCUGCUCCUGCCUUUGGCAACUCAACUUCACCUUUUGGUAGCACUUCAACUUUUGGACAGAAUGGCUUCUCAACGCCUCAGUCAAGUCCUUUCGGAAGCACCACACAACAAUCACAGCCUGCUUUUGGAAACAGCACUUUUGGGUCAUCUUCACCCUUUGGUGCCUCUACCACCCCUGCCUUCGGGACCACAAAUACAUCUACCUUCGGCGCCUCAAGCUCACCUGCGUUUGGCGCGGCACCCACUCCUGCCUUUGGUAACUCUGGCAGUGCAUUUGGCAACAAUGCUUUUGGUUCUCCUGCGUCUGCGUUUGGUGCUUCAAGCUCUCCUGCGUUUGGUGCUUCAAGCUCUUCUGCGUUUGGUGUUGGCUCCUCCCCAGCUUUCGGACAGUCUAUGCAAUCUCCCUUUGGAGCUCAAGGUUCUCAGGCUUCGACCUCAACCUUUGGGAAUCAACAAGGCGGUAGUAGGGUCAUGCCUUAUGCAUCUACAAUAGAGGCAGAUGCUGGAACUAACCCUGGGAAGCUACAGUCUAUAUCUGCUAUGACUGUCCACAAAAAUAAAUGCCAUGAGGAGCUUAGGUGGGAGGAUUACCAGCGAGGAGACAAAGGUGGAAAACUUCCUGCUGGUCAAACUAGUGUGUUCUCUCAGACGCCCACAAGUCCUUUCGGCCAGACACCUGCAAAUCAAACAAACCCCUUCCAAAGCACAAUAGCCGCAAACCCAAGUCCUUUCGGCCAGACACCUGCAAAUCAAACAAACCCCUUUCAAAGCACAAUAGCCCCAAACCCAAGUCCUUUCGGCCAGACACCUGCAAAUCAAUCAAACCCCUUUCAAAGCACAAUAGCCCCAAACCCAAGUCCUUUCGGCCAGCCAUCCACAAAUCAAACAAACCCCUUUCAAAGCACAAUAGCCACAAACCCAAGUCCUUUCGGCCAGCCAUCUGCAAACCAAACAAACACCUUUCAAAGCACAAUAUCCCCAAGUCCGUUCGGCCAGCCAUCUGCGAACCCUACAAACACCUUUCAAAGCACACCAAACCUUUUCAGCCAGAACACUCCAGCAACUAACACAAAUUUUUCGUCUCCCUUUGGCCAACCUACUGCUCCAUCCUUGUUUGGAACUUCAUCAAAUACCACAUCCGGUUUUGGAACAUCCUCUGGUUUUGCAACAAACACAACACAGCCAUUUAAUCCAUCAAGCACUCCUUCAAUUGCCUCUUCGUCAGCCUUCAGUCAAUUUGGCUCCUCUCCGUCUCUGUUUAGUUCGAGUCCUGCACAAGGGUCAACUCCAGCAUUUAGCAGUGGAAACUUUAACAACAGUCAGUCAGCUCCGCUGUUUAGCUCAAAUCCCUCAUUUGCACAGACUAGUUCUGGGUUUACACUGAAUACAAAUACCCAACCUAGCAUUUUCAGUACACCUUCCACUGGAUUCCCGAACAUGUCUACAAGCUCUCCAUCCUUUAAUACAAGCAUCUCUCCCUUUAGUCAAACAAAGGCUGUUGGUUUGACACCCCAACAAUCAACUCAGCCAGCUCAACCAUCUAUUAGUUUUAACAACUCUGGUCAGACCCAAGCAACUCAACCAUCCUUUAGCUUCAACAACUCUGGUCAGACCCAAGCAGGUGCCUUUCAAGUGCCUGCCAUGGCUAACCCCACUCCUACGCAACCAAACCCUGUUGCAAGCCCAUUUGGAACGCUUCCUGCUUUGCCACAGGUUUCAAUCGGUCAAGGUGGAAAUUCACCUUCGAUUCAGUAUGGAAUCUCCAGCUUGCCUGUCGUUGAUAGACCUGCACCGGCCAGAGUAUCACCACUCAUGACUUCUCGACACCUUUUGCAAAGACGGGUCAUGCUGCCUGCAAGAAAGUACCGUCCUGGGGAUGAUAGUCCAAAGGUUCCAUUCUUCAUGGAUGAAGAGAACUUCAAUACACCUAAGGCCGAUGCGUCUUUCACUCCAAGGCAAAACCCAAGAGCUUUGUUUAUACGCUCAUUUAAAAAGGAAACAGCAGCACCGCUGAAGGAUGAGACGACCCCGCUGCAGGAGAAUGGUAAGAGAUCGAAUGGGGUUAUUACUAAUGGAGCCAACAAUGAGAAUAAGAAUAAUGAUGAAGUCCGUGAUGCUCCUUCGGUCAAAGCCAAUGAGAAACUUAACGUGGCAAAUGAAAAUCACGGAGGCGACAAGAACGGCGCAAAGAGUUCACCAAGUAGAGCAGAAAUCGAGUCAUUGCUACCAAAGCUGCAUCAUGCUGAGUAUUUCACAGAGCCUCGGAUCCAAGAACUUUCUGCAAAGGAAAGAGCUAAUCCUGGUUAUACCGGACGGGUGAGGGACUUUGUCGUCGGGAGACACGGUUACGGAAGUAUAAGGUUUCUGGGAGAGACGGACGUGCGGAAGCUCGAGUUGGAGAAGUUGGUUCAGUUCAACAACCGAGAAGUGCUUGUGUACAUGGACGAGAGCGAGAAACCUCCUGUUGGUCAGGGACUGAACAAGCCAGCGGAAGUAACGUUGCUCAACAUAAAAUGCAUGGACAAGAAGAGCGGCAAGCAAGUGACGGAAGGCCCGAGGGUGGAAAAGUAUAAGGAGAUGCUCAAUAGGAAAGCUGGAGAACAAGGAGCUCAGUUUGUGUCUUAUGAUGCUGUGAGUGGCGAGUGGAAGUUUAAGGUCGAGCAUUUUAGUUCUUACAAGCUUGGAGAUGAAGAUGAUGAGUAGAAAAGAUCUAACGUCGUUGUCGUUUUGGUGUCUGUCUGUUACUCUUUCGUAGUCUUUUGCUUUUUUUUACCUCAACGUCCGUUAUCAGUUUUUUUAGGAAAUAUUGCAAGUUUGUUUUUGGAUUGGUGACUGGUGUCUACUGGUUUUCUCUCUUUUUGGUUCUAAUUCGAUUGGAGAUUUCAGGAUU